Carya illinoinensis is the source of this 1371-nucleotide messenger RNA. RefSeq lists its product as uncharacterized. Lineage: Eukaryota; Viridiplantae; Streptophyta; Magnoliopsida; Fagales; Juglandaceae. The record is from RefSeq and is a predicted model, not a curated record. Gene Ontology annotation, molecular function: catalytic activity. The coding region runs from base 1 to 1371 and encodes 456 amino acids. The transcript has a single exon.
AUGGAUUUUCCCUCUUUUGUGAAUAAUGCUGAAGUGGGGGGUAAGAUUUGGUUGUUUUGGGCGUCUGAGGUGGAUUUUCAGUUGACGGCUUGUUCUGAUCAAGCUAUUUCUGGUUGGUUUGUGUUUGGGUCAAGGCAUAUUUUCUCUUCGUUCGUGUAUGCUAGCUGUUUUUGGGAAAAAAGAGUCGAGUUAUGGGAUUAUCUCAGGGUACAAGAUCCGCAGGGACAACCUUGGUUCAUUGGGGGUGAUUUUAAUAUUAUUCGCACGGAUAGCGAAAAGAUUGGGGGUCUUUUUAAGGCUCCUCGGGCUAAAGCUGAGUUUAAUGAUUGGAUUAAUGUUUGUGCUUUAAUAGAGCCUCCUUCUUGUGGUAACACUCUAUCUUGGUGUAAUGGGCGGAAUGGAGGACGGCGUAUUUGGGCUCGUUUGGAUCGUAUUUUGGUUAAUAUGCAGUUUAUUAAUUUGUUUGAGGGGUCGAAUUACAGUUAUCUUCCUCGGUCAUCUUCGGAUCAUGCUCCUAUGCUGUUUCUUUUGUUUAAGAAGAAUAUUUCUAUUGUGAAGCCAUUUAGAUUUUUACGUAUGUGGGGAUCUCAUGAUGGGUUUUUAUCUGUGGUGGAGCAGAGUUGGGGUGAGUAUGUGGAGGGAUGUGCCAUGGUGCGGGUUAGUAGAAAAUUAAAAAGGUUGAAGCAUGUGCUGAUAAAAUGGAAUAGGGAAGUCUUUGGUCGAGUUGAGGUGGAGAUUAAUAGACUUGAAAAUCAUAUUCAACGCCUUGAGGAAAAUCUUGUGACAAAUUUUUCUUUGCAGGUGGAAGAAGAGGUGGUACAAGCUAAAAAGGCUCAUUUACAAUGGGUGAAUCGGGAGGAGAUGUUAGCCUGUCAAAAAUCUCGCAUUAAGUGGUUGGCUGAGGGGGAUUCCAAUUCUAAGUUUUUUCAUGCUGCGAUGAGGGUGAAGAAAAAAAAUAAAAUUGUUGAUAAAAUGGUGUUGGAGGAUGGUAGGACACUAGAGUCGGCUGAAGCAGUGCAUCUAGAGGCUGUCCAGUUUUAUCAGAGCCUCCUCACAGGGUCUAAUGUUAGUUUUCAGGAACCUGAGUUGGCGUUGCUAUCCCCAGUUGUUACCGAUGCGGAGAAUGAUGCUUUGUGUAGGUUGCCGUCGGAAGAUGAGGUUUAUUGGGCUAUUCGGUCUAUUCCUAUGGAUAGUAGUCUAGGACCGGAUGGGUUCUCAGCUGCAUUUUUUUCUUUGGCUUGGGAUAUUGUGAAAGCUGACAUUGUUGACAUGGCCAAGGAAGUCUUUGAAGGUAACCCUUUCACUAAAUUUUUUGGUGCGACAAAUUUGGUGUUGAUUCCGAAGGUGGAAGAACCUAUGGGAUUUGGUUAG